Molecule: messenger RNA, 1692 nt
Organism: Fonsecaea pedrosoi CBS 271.37
Lineage: Eukaryota; Fungi; Ascomycota; Eurotiomycetes; Chaetothyriales; Herpotrichiellaceae
Exons: 2
Coding region: 1-1692 (563 amino acids)
Biological process (GO): amine metabolic process
Molecular function (GO): primary methylamine oxidase activity; quinone binding; copper ion binding
Source: RefSeq, a predicted model, not a curated record
AUGAAUCAUAUCUUUCUCUCCGCAUUGGCUCUUCUCAGCCUUGCCUUUGCUUGGGAGGAGCAAUCGGUGUUGGCUUCCACCACCACCCACUCCUUGAAACUAUUCAUCCGCACUCCAACAACACAGGUGCAUCGCAACGCUCUUGAGACUGCAGUGUCAAGAGUCCUGGAUUCUGGCCAAGUCCGUGAUGCUUUGACGGGGCAGGGUAACGGGGCCCUCAACGGAACAACCCAUAGGCUCCUCCACGUUGACAAUCUGCGUGAACCCAACGAGAAGAAUGAACGCAACAGCUUUCGAGCCGUUGUGGCAGAUUACGCACAUGGCAGGACGGUCUACGUGAAUGUCGACGACGCCCUUGGACCUCUAUCGGCUGCGUCUCUUGACAUAACGAACGAUCAGCCACUUCCAAACCAAGAUGAACUGCUCGACGCAGCCUCAAUCGCCGGGUUCGGCCCCAACGCGACCGUCUUCAGCAGAAUGCCACCCCUCAUACAUGAAUCGAAUUCUGAUGGGUCAACGUCUCGAAUCCUUCACAUCCAAGCAGGCAACGGUAGCAACGAUACACUGCGCUCGUUCCACGUCAACAUGUACACACGGACCGCGACGCCAGUCCAGCUCAUCCAGGCACUGCCAAGCUGUUCAGGAACACCGGAGAACGAGGCUGUCAUAGCGUCAGGUCGGCAGGUCGGGACGGCACACGUGACAAUCACCGACCUCCACAACAAUGUCCUUUGGGAUUUGGAAGUGGUCAGACCUGGAGCGUCGUCCGGGAGCCUUGGCUCUGGCGUGGAAUUGAACAACGUACGGUACAAGAACAAAAUGGUGCUGAAGAAGGCACAUUUACCGAUUCUCAACGUCAACUAUCUGGAGAAGUCUCCGGGUUGCGGGCCUACAUUCCGAGACUGGGUGGAUAGAGAGUUUCCGUUUGACUGUCCUGGUGCCGAUGCUCCCGGGGUGCCCGGAUUCCGCGAGUGCACGGGAGGCAGGUCCUCCACGUUCAUCGACGGCAGACCCGACAACGAGGGCUUUCGGGGUGUCUCGUUCGACGUCUACGACGACCGGGUUGUCAUCAGGUCGCAACUGUGGGCGGACUGGUACCGAUAUGUCUCUCAAUGGACUCUGGGUGCCAACGGCAAGAUCGCGCCGCGGUGGGGAUUCGGCGGGGUGCUGCAACAGAAUCGUCACUGCGUGUGCGUCAAGCAUCAUCACCACGCGUACUGGCGCUUCGACUUUGACAUUGAAACGUCCAAGAACAACGAGGUCCGUCAGUGCGACGGCGCCCACUGCAUCGCGCAAAAGUACACGGGCAACAUGAAGAAGGAAACCAACCGACACUGGGAGAUUGUCAACACGGCCUCGAACCGGGGCUACAGGCUGACGCCAGGCAAGACCGACAGGAAGGAGGGCGACGCGGGCGACACGACCGGCUACGGCGUCGGCGACCUGUGGCUCGUCAAGGCCGACGCCCCGGUCGAUGACGGCUGCACUCGCAUCGACGGAGAUUGGCCCCUCGGCCCGCUCCAAUGCACCCAAGCCAACUUCCAGAAGAUCAUGAACACCCCGGGCCAAGACGUCGCACAGCAGGACCAGGUCCUCUGGUACUCUGCGUCGUUUAUGCACCACCAGGACCACGAUGACCCGGCCGUGCCUCAUAUCAUUGGCCCAAUGUUGGAACCUAUUGGUACAUGGUGA